CUACUACUUACAGAUAAUUCAUCUUUGACAAGGUCAACAACAACAUCAACAUCUUUGAAAAGUAUUACAGUAGUAAAUGGUCUAUUCCCCUGAUAUAUAUAGUACUGCAGCAAGUGUAGAGAUCAACAUCGUGCUACACCAGUGAAACCAGCCUAGAGGGGCAAUCCCAUGAAACCCUAGAGGGACAAUCACUGAAUGGCAAACCCGGACAGCUGCUCUAAUGAAUAUCGAAGUCGACACGAUUGAUGGUUUCCAAGGGAUGGAGAAUGACUUGAUCCUUUUUUCGGCCACUAGAUCCAAUCCCCAUGGAAGCGUGGGCUUUUUAGCAGAUCCGAGACGAAUGAAUGUAAUGCUGACACGUGCGAAAAAAUCCCUCGUGAUUUUCGCUGAUGGUACAACCCUGGAAAAAUCGGGGUCGCCCUAUUGGGAAGCCUGGCUGAAGUGGGCUCGCCAGAACGCUGCAAUAUCCGGGGACGACUUUCCGGAGAGUAGAAGAAGCGAGCAGAACAAGGAUUUUGAAGAUACAGGAACUAGUGGAGGCUCAACAUGGCGAAGGCGCGUGGAUUCUAGUAAUCAGUCGCAGAAGCGCUUGGCUCAGGAUUCUAGUGGCGUGCACCCUCACCCCCGGAGUUCCUACAAAUAUCUGCGUAAAGAUAAAGGGCAUUUAGAGGCGCGCAACUAUUUGUAGCUUGUAAAGACUACAACGUGUUCUGCAGAAGUUGGUCUUCCAUAGUCUACUUCUACAUUCAUACAUGAAGAAAUGAAGAAUAUCGAUAUUUAUAUAUAGCGAUACGUAGAGGCGGAGGACAUGAUGUUGAUUUCCGUUGGUUGUCUUUGUUGGUGAUACAGUUGCAACAGAACAGAUAUAGAUAGCGAAGAUAUACCUAAUGAUAGCGCGACAAAAGACACUGAGUGGCGAUUUGGACACUCACAACAAUGGAGAGAACAAGCGAAGAAUGAAUGCUGUUGAACACGAGGAUGUUUCUAAGUAACUGCGCACCGUUUGUUUCCCACGCAAAAUAACGAAUUGGAUGGUGUAAGUAAUUUUCACUGGUUAUUGCUUGCUCCUUUGAGGAUGUGAUAAUGCUGUAUGCUCAUGUUUCUCGGCAUGCAAGCAUCGGCAUGCAUUUGAAUUAUCGAUGUGUAUUAUGGACCUUCAGUGACAGUGUCCGUUUGGAAUGACGGAGAAAA
Messenger RNA from Amoebophrya sp. A25, 1191 nucleotides. Lineage: Eukaryota; Dinophyceae; Syndiniales; Amoebophryaceae. The record is from the annotation of a GenBank genome assembly.